GGAGACCUUGGCAAGAUGGUGAACGUCCCGAAGACCAAGCGGGCGUUCUGCAAGGACAAGAACUGCAAAAAGCACACUGUUCACAAAGUGACCCAGUACAAGACCGGCAAGGCUAGCUUGUAUGCACAAGGUAAGCGGAGAUAUGAUCGCAAGCAGUCUGGAUAUGGUGGACAGACAAAGCCUGUGUUCCACAAGAAGGCUAAGACUACCAAGAAGAUUGUGUUGAGGCUGCAGUGCUCAGUGUGCAAAGCCUGCCACAUGCACCCCAUCAAGCGAUGCAAGCACUUCGAAAUUGGAGGAGACAAGAAGAGCAAGGGCGCCAUGUACUAGAAGCUUGGUGCGCUUCUGUUGCCCAAGAGCUGGGCGGUGUGAUGCAUGGCGAUGUUUGAGUGGUCAGUGGCUUGGCACGUUCCUUACCAUAUGGAAUUGACUCGGACGUAUCUGUUUCCAAUUGGGUGACACGAUGACUCCACUGUAUGAGCUGCAGCUGUAUCUUGUAAUAAAUUACUCUCUUCA
This is a messenger RNA of Coccomyxa subellipsoidea C-169, 516 nucleotides long. RefSeq names its product ribosomal protein rpl36a. The coding region runs from base 16 to 330 and encodes 104 amino acids. Gene Ontology annotation, biological process: translation. Lineage: Eukaryota; Viridiplantae; Chlorophyta; Trebouxiophyceae; Coccomyxaceae. Gene Ontology annotation, molecular function: structural constituent of ribosome. The record is from RefSeq and is a predicted model, not a curated record. Gene Ontology annotation, cellular component: cytosolic large ribosomal subunit; ribosome. The transcript has 4 exons.